This is a messenger RNA of Acanthoscelides obtectus, 291 nucleotides long. The record is from the annotation of a GenBank genome assembly. NCBI's taxonomy places the organism in Eukaryota, Metazoa, Arthropoda, Insecta, Coleoptera, Chrysomelidae.
GAAAAAACGAGCUUCCUUAAUAUUUCACUAUUAAAGAAUCUGACAAGUAUGGUUGGUGUUGCUCUUUUCUUUGAAAAAUUUAUUCAAUGCCCCGUUAAUCUGUGAAGAAAAUGUAAAAAGAAAUGUGUGUGCAGCAGGACGUGGCGUGUCAGGAAACAAAUGCAGAAUCAUCCGAAGAGUCCGGUACGAAAUGAAGAAACUCGUCGGACCAGCUUACAAAUGAUCUCAUCAAGCCACCCGUUUCAAAGAACUUCAUUGGAUCGCCGUGUCAAGCAAUAAAAUGUGAACUGG